Messenger RNA from Trifolium pratense (red clover), 2317 nucleotides. RefSeq names its product PKS-NRPS hybrid synthetase cheA-like. The coding region runs from base 5 to 2317 and encodes 770 amino acids. The record is from RefSeq and is a predicted model, not a curated record. The transcript has 2 exons. NCBI's taxonomy places the organism in Eukaryota, Viridiplantae, Streptophyta, Magnoliopsida, Fabales, Fabaceae.
CGGUAUGCAUAACCACGAGUUGGACAAAGGGCUUGAAGGGCAUCUCGUGGCGGGGCGUUUGAAACCGCAAGAGAAGGAUUUUAUGGACGAGAUGACAAGGAAUGCGGUGGCUCCAAAAAACAUAUUGUCCACAUUAAAGGAGAGAGAUCCGGAAAACAAGACCUCUGCAAAGCAAGUGUACAACGCUCGUCAUAGGUACAGAGUUAAAAUGAGGGCGUCCAUGACUGAGAUGCAACACUUAUGCAAGAAGCUUGAUGAUAACAAGUACUACUACAAGUAUCGGACGGUUGUUGAAAAUGGAGUAGAACAUCUUCAAGAUAUAUUCUUUGCACAUCCGAGGUCCAUAACUUUAUUGAACUCUUUUCAUACUGUGCUGAUGAUGGACUCCACAUACAAAACCAGCAAGUACAAAAUGCCGCUGUUUGAGAUAGUCGGAUUCACUUCGACCGAGAAGACAUUCAACGUUGCUUUUGCCUGGCUCAGUAACGAAAAGGAAGACAACUUUAUAUGGGCUCUGCAACAACUACGUUGUUUGUUAAGGCGUGAGACAAAUUUGCCGAAUGUUAUCUUGACGGAUCGAGAUUUAGCUUUGAUGAAUGCUAUUCCGGCUGUGUUUCCAGAAGCGGCGGCGUUGGUUUGUCGGUUCCAUGUUAAGAAGAAUGUGAGGACCAAGGCAGCCGAGCUGGUCAAGGUGAGGGAUGGGGAAAAGGUCAAGGCGGCGGACAUGAGGGAAAGAGUCUGUUUGGCGUUCGAGGAUGUGUUAGAUUCGUCUACUGAGGCCGAGUAUACUGAAAAUGUUAUGGCUUUUAGGAAGUUAUGUGAGAGGUGGCCAAAAUUUGUUCGGUACGUUGAAGAGACAAUUUUGGACACCGACAAAGAGAAGCUCGUGAGUGCAUGGGUGGACAAGUAUAUGCACAUGGGCAACCAUACGACAAAUAGAGCCGAAAGCGCACACGGUGUUUUGAAAAGUUACUUGACCGACGGUCUCGGUGAUUUGGUGAAGGGUUGGGAAUCGAUUCACAGAAUGUUAGGCAAUCAAUUCACCCAAGUGCAAACUGAAUUUGGCCAGAACAUGUCUGUGUAUGGACACACAUACCGGAAGAAAACACUUUACUCGACUUUGAUGUUUAAAGUCUCUAGACGUGCAAUGAGAUACAUCCACACUGAAUCAAAAAGAGUCGAGUUUACUGGUAUGGAUAGCAUGAAGUGUGGUUGUCUGAUGAGGACUAACUACGGGCUGCCAUGUGCGUGUUUGAUUGCCAAGAAACUGCACCACAAUAGGCCUAUUAGACUCGAUGAGGUUUACAAACAUUGGAAGAUAAUUUGUUUCCAAGAUGAAGAAGUUGGUGGCGACGUCGAGGACGAUUAUGCGUGCACGGCAGAGUGGCAAGCAAUUCAGGAACGAUUGAGGACAGCUGAUGUAAGCAUGAAAAAUGAGAUCCGAGAUCAACUCCGCAAGAUUGCGUAUCCUACAACCACCGAUGUGGAGCCUCCGACCACAAAUGUAAAAUCAAAAGGGGCUAAAAAGAAAAAGGUGGUCCGUGGAACAAGAUCCACCAGCAGAGAUAAGUCUCGAUGGGAGCAUGUUGAAGAAUAUUUCACGGAGACACAAGCGUCGCAAUCGUCAAAGCCAUCUCCGUCAAUUCCGUCCCACUCAAGGCCAUCAUCAUCACAACCUACCGCAUCAAACCCUAUGCCUACGGUGUCUGAAGCUCCGCUCACUGUGUCCAACCCAUUGCCACUAACCUCAUCAUCUCAAAUUUUUGGAAUUAACCACAUGCCAAAAUUCAUGCAUCCCUUCAUUGAAGAUAUCAUCAACGUGGACGGCGACGGCUAUUAUGGUUACCGUGCCGUUGCAUUGGCUCAGAGAGGCAACGAAGAUGAUUUUGAACUGAUACGGUGCAACAUGAGCAGGGAGUUGCGAUUGAAUAAGGAUAUGUAUGUUGCUAUAUUUGGUUGCGAGGAGCGUUACCAAUAUAUCUGUGAUGCACUACUCCCACCCCCGAGGACGAGACAACGUACUAGUAUUAGGAAUAGUGUUGCACCGAUGGAUAAAUGGUUCACGUUGCCGGAUAUGGGACAUAUCGUGGCCACCAUAUUGGAUAGAGUAGUUGUUCAGCUCUCCAUACUUCAAAACGACCCUUGUGAAACUUUUUUCCCAUUGCGUUCCAUUCCGUCACCAAACCCGUCUUCAAGGGUUAUUUGCCUUGGCGCGUUACCGGAUCACUAUGUUUUGGUAAAGCUUAAAGUUGGGUGUCCGAUACCCAAAUCAAACAAAUCGUGGAAGCAAUAUUGUGCUAAACAAAGUUUGGGCUGA